AUGGGCAAAAAGGGAACCAAUUCGAAAGCAGAAGCUGCCAAUGCUAAAAAAGCCGCAGCAAAGGCAGAAAAAGACAAAGCAAAGGCAGCUGCUAACGAAGCUGCCGAAUCUGCCAAGUGGUCUCAAGGCGCUAAAAAGAACAAGAAGGACCUAGAAGAAGAAAAGAAGGCUGCUGCGGCUGCAAGAAAGGCUGAAGCUGCUCGUAUCUUGGCUGAAGAAGAAAAGCAAUUCAAAUCGAAGCCUGCAUUGAAGGGUGCUGAUAAAAAAGCAGCACAAAAGAGUGCCAAGGUGGAAGCUGCUGGUCAAUCGCGCCGAGUGAUUCCUGAAUUCUCUGCGACUGGUAUUGAUGACGCUUUGGAUCUCUUGUCACUGAAUGAUUCUUCUGUCAAGGCCAAGGAUAUUGAAAGACAUCCUGAGCGUCGAUUCAAGGCUGCCUUGAUGGCAUUUGAGGAACGUGAGAUGCCCAACUUUAAGCGUGAUAAUCCUGGAUUGCGUCAGAGUCAGUUGAAGGAAUUGAUUUACAAAGCUUUCCAAAAAUCCCCCGAGAAUCCAUUUAAUCAAGCUAACGUGUUGCAAUACAAUGCUACUCAAGAUGAUGCCAAGGCCUUGAAGGAAAAUAAAAACAAGGAGAUCGAAGGUCGUCUACGUAUAAAUUAG
Messenger RNA from Rhizopus microsporus ATCC 52813, 657 nucleotides. RefSeq names its product DUF1014-domain-containing protein. The coding region runs from base 1 to 657 and encodes 218 amino acids. The transcript has 4 exons. The record is from RefSeq and is a predicted model, not a curated record. Gene Ontology annotation, biological process: transcription by RNA polymerase II. Lineage: Eukaryota; Fungi; Mucoromycota; Mucoromycetes; Mucorales; Rhizopodaceae. Gene Ontology annotation, cellular component: nucleus. Gene Ontology annotation, molecular function: transcription coactivator activity.